Molecule: messenger RNA, 2678 nt
Organism: Engraulis encrasicolus (European anchovy)
Lineage: Eukaryota; Metazoa; Chordata; Actinopteri; Clupeiformes; Engraulidae
Gene: mpzl2b
Product: myelin protein zero-like 2b
Exons: 5
Coding region: 124-909 (261 amino acids)
Biological process (GO): cell-cell adhesion
Cellular component (GO): plasma membrane
Source: RefSeq, a predicted model, not a curated record
UUCACCUUUUGGAAUGGCCGGAUCAACGAAUCGCACUCUUUGAUUUUACAUUUAAUAAUUAAUCAGUUUACUCUUACCUUAAACAACAUUCGUGUAACCACUCUUGACCGAGGCCUAGUUCACAUGAGUCGGAAAUGGAUUUUCUUGUUCGGUGUGCUGGCAAGCAUAGGUACACCAGGUAUAGUGCAGGUGCAGGCCAUAGACGUGUACACCAAAGCGAAGGAGGUGGAGGCAGUGAAUGGCACACAUGUGAGGCUCCACUGCUCAUUCAAGUCGACGGAGCCCAUUUCUGAGGACUCGGUCAUUGUUUCGUGGAGUUUCAAACCACUAAACAAUGGCGAGGAGGAAACAGUUUUCCACUACCAGGACAAUCCCUUUCCGCCCACGGCAGGCCGCUUCAAAGACCACGCGGUCUGGUCAGGGGACAUCAUGGGAGAGGAUGCCUCCAUCACCCUCAAUGACGUCCAGUUCCACUUCAACGGCACCUAUAGUUGCCAGGUCCACAACCCGCCCGACUUCGAAGGCUACGCAGCAGAUGUCACUCUCAAGGUUGUCCUUAAACCGUCAGUCUCAGAGAUCCAGAUCUUGGCGGCGUCGGUAGGUGGUGCCAUCGGAGUCAUCAUCGUCCUCCUCAUAAUCUUUGUGCUGGUGCGGAAGAAGCUGAAACGGAGCCAUGAACCCGAAGUGGAGCUACGGGAGCGCGAGUGGAAGGACCCCACUGUCUGCAAACCCGAGGAGGCUAUUCACCUGAUGGUAGUGGCCAAGGCUGUCGCGGCAGACAGCUCGGACGAUGACGAUGACGAGGAGAGCGAUGAUGACGAUGACGACGACGAUGAUGAUGGCGAGGAGGGAGAUGAUGACGACGAUGAUGAUGAUGAUGAUGACGACGAUGAUGAUGAUGAUGACUAGUACAGGUAACCUUGGCACACAUUGAGAGCAGUUACAUGUACGGAGUAUUCCAAUAUAAUUACUCCAUUAGCAUUCUGUUUAAAACAAGUUCGGGAAUAUUCCAGUCGUGUGGAGCAGUGAGGGCGUUUAUAUGCAAUUCAGUAUCCCAAAUAUGAGGCUUACCCCGGUUAUGAUUAAAUUCGGGAUAAGGUGUUUAUAUGAGUGUUAUAUGCCUCACAACAUUCUUGGCCGUUAUGGAAUUCUCUUCAAAUGCCUGGAUACCAGCAACAACGAUCUAUGCCUUGGUAUCCAGGAUAAAGUGUUUCCAUGCGUCAGUAUCCCGGCUUCUGUCGGAAUACUCCACCUAUAUCCCUAUAUCCAUAUCCUAAUUUCUCAGUCUCAAAUAAGGGCUUAUCUGGGAUACGAAAGUCGGGUAAAGGUGUUUAUGUUUUCAAACAAAUUCUGGAUGGUUAAUAUCCCGAUCAUAUUUGGGGUACUGAACUGUGUAUAGACGCACUCAAUGUCGUGCAACCAGAAUAUUCCCUGAAUAUGGCUACAUUCAGAAUGAAUUAAGAGUUAACAUGAUUUUUGCGUUUGAUAAAUACUGCCACCAUUACGUGUAAAAUCCAGAAUAUCCUUGCAUGUAGCUGCGGUCAUUGCUGGGCAUAGGCCUACAGAAGGAAAGCACAGACUCUGAAACAGACUUGCACUGCUGUCAAUCAACUGGCACCGUCUCACCUGUUUCUGAUGUGCUUCUUGUAGAUGUAGAUGUGGCCAUAUCACUGAUAAUCCAUUAUAUGAAAAGUAUGUCAACUAUGAUGUAGCCCACACAGUUGUUUUUUUCAUCGCCACUAUUUUCAUGGUCAUUUGCAUUUGACCUAGUUCUUUGCAUUACAUCAUUUUACUGCACACAAUCUUUUUAUGCAAACCUUUGAAGAAAAAGUUGAACUUACUUGCUACCAAUGUCUUUCUAGCGCUGACAUGGACUACAUGAGACGAUGGCUGCAGCUGUUGCUGGUUGUAUGUGUGUGUGUGUGUGUGUGUGUGUGUGCGCGCGUGCGUGCGUGCAUGCAUGCAUGCAUGCAUACGUGUUUGUGUCUGUGCGUGUGUGUGUGUGUCUGUGCGUGCGCGUGUGCGUGCGCGUGCGCGUCUGAGCUUUCAUCACAAAGGAGUGCCUAUGUAAAGGAAUUGCCAUCUGAUCAAAUACCCAGGAUGCACUUCUCUACCUUCAGGCUUCUGUAUUAGGUGAAAGACUAAGGGUUCAAGUCAAACUUCUACCUCCCAUCCUCUCCUGUUGUGUGUGGCCUCGUGACACGAGGAUUGUCGUCAUUGAUGAUGGAAGUGUUAUUCAAUGUCUUGCAUAAGUACACGUUUAUUGAUCAUUAUCUAAUUUGAAAUCAGGAUGUUGAAUUGGGGGGAAAAAAGUAUCUCUGCCUAGGUUUAGAGCAGAAAUGUUAUUGUUUACUCCAUCAAGGUGGAGAUGACAGCAGGCAAGAGACCACGAGCAACAGGACAGGUCACAAGGUAGUAUUUUGUUCGAAGAAUUUCAUUGCAAAAUGACGUAAGCGCCAAUUUUUUACUUUUGCAUUUUCUAAUUGGAAAUGAGUGUUCAGACGUCCUAUCAUCAAUGUGUGAACAUCCUUUUCAACCUAUAUAAAAUGCAUUUUACAAUGCAGUGCAGUGCAGUGCCCAAUACAAAAAUGUCAAUUUCCCAAAAUGUUCCUAAAUGGAUAUACGUCAUUUUGCAACAAAGCUCUUCAUUUUGAUGAAAAGAUAAAAAAAACACUAUU